AUGGCCCAAAUCAUCCCAUCUAUCACAUCCCUUCCUGUGGACUCAUCAGCCGCGCCCUCGGUGGAGGAUAUCCAAGAUCGCCUCCCGUCGAUAUGCGUCGACUAUCUCUCGCAUGACUGGUCAGAGGAGGAUGUGUGGGCGAGCUGGCGGAACAUGACGAGACACAAGCAUGAGAUUGCGAACGGGGUCAGGCUGGAGAAUGCUAGUUGGCGGACAUGGCAGAAGCAGCGCAACAAGCUCAAGACGAUCAGUCCAGAGACGCUGAACUGGCUUAAAGACUCGGACGUGACAUGGCUGUACGGUCCACUACACACCGCCUCGGUCGAGCCCGUCCGCCCACCUCGGGAAGCAACCACGGCUGAGCGGCUCGGUAUCGACGGGGUCGGUAUCGACCGCCCCAUGGAACGUCCGGUCGUCUCGGGACCCGUCAAGAAGCCCAUCUUGAAACACCGUACGCUCUCAGAAAUGCUCACCAUCCCCAUGCCCGCUUCCCCCAUCCUCGAAUCCUACGCUUCCGGUGCGGACGGUGACGUUGAUGAUAUCGACGACCACCGGCCGGGUCUCAUCCAGACCAAAUCGGAUACCAACAUCAUUCGGUCUCGGAACGGUAUGGGAUCUGGCAACCGCCGGAAGUCCCCCUCUCGGGCUCCCAUCUCGGGCAAGAAUACCCCCAAAGAUGGAACGCAAACCCCGGUCAACCAGAUUGAGGAUCCUCUUCAUACUGGCGGUUCCUCCAAGCGGCAUAUCAGCUUCAACACCUUCGUUGAGCAGUGCAUGGCUAUCGAUGACCCCAGCGAGAUGCCCACUAUCGACAGUGACGAGGAUGAAAUGCUGGAGAUGCGAUCUUCAUCAUCUCGGUCAUCACGCCCGUCAUUGCCCCGGACGGCAUCAACCGGUUCGGCGGGGUCAGACCACCUGACAAUCGCCAAGAUCGCACCGACAAUGCUCAAAACCCAGGCAUUCUCCAACUCGGAUCAGCUCCCGCAAAUGCGGUAUCAGCCUCCGGCGGAGUACCUCUCCCCUGUUGCGCACUUUGGUGGGAGCCCGUCCCCGCGCGAAGAUUGGGGAGACGAGGGCGAUGGGGGGUCGCACGACUACUUUGGCGGUCCCACUUUCCAGGCGGACGAGACCAAGGUCCAGUCGGUCCCGGUGCAUCAGGGCUACCGGGCGCCUACCGUCAGCCAGCCUCCGUCGCAGCCAAAGUGGCGGCAGGGGCAGCAGGCCAGCCCGGCGCCUGGCUCAGCAGCGGCUGGUGUCGGCGGUCAGCCCUCAUCCAUUGAUUCGUCUACCUCAUCCUCUUCUGCUUCAUUGCAAUCCGCUUCUCCCCAAUCCUCCACUCCGGUCCCCGCUCGCUCCAUCCUCAAAGUUCGCGCACCGGGUCCAACACCCCCAGAACCCGCAUCGCCACCGAGCAACUACUUCAACUACACCCCAUCAGCGGCCACCGGUAUCGGCGGGAUGCGAGGCCAGUACCCCGACGGUGUCAACACCGGCGCAUCUGGUACUUCUCCCCUUGUUAGCCCGGCUGGCGUUGAUGAUCGAGGCGGGAGGGGGCGGACUACCUCAAGGGAGCGGGGAAGCUCGGCGUAUGACCGGAGUGUGUCGAGGGGGACUACCAGCAGUAGCACCUCUGGCACUUCCAUCUCUCCUGGCGCAUCGCGGUCUCCAGUCGGGGCUCAGCGGAAACCUCAGCCCCCUCAGGCGCAGGUUGCGGACAGGGGGAUGUUUGUGGAGAAUGUCGAUGCCAAGCCGAGCGAGGCGGAAGACAUGGAGAUCGAGGAGGACGAAGCCCCGGAGAGGGGUACCACUCCGACCCCGCAUUCGAGCCCGCAAGCCAAACCGACCAUCCAGAACAAUAAGAGCGGGGGAGAGGCGGUGCAUCAGGCAGAAUCAGCGGCGAGUGGCGCAGCAGCAGCAGCGGCGGCGGGAGGGCCGCGGUUGGGAGGGAGCGCGUUUGGGAGGUUGCAAGGGCAGGGGCAGAGAAGGGUGGUUUCGGGCGGAGAUGCGGGCUUGGGCGGAUACCAUAAUAAUGACGACGAUGAUGGGAGUAGCAUCAUGGGCAGGGCGGCGAAUAUUGCGAAUACCGCCAAAGACCUCUUUGGGGCUUUGUGGUAUGGCGCGAAUCAGCCAUCGGGUGGCGCGGGGGCGGGCGCGGGAGGCCCCGGAACUGGGGCGGGAGCAUCAGCGGCGCAGGGGAGUGAUGCGCAGAAUCAGGCAAAGAAGACAGGGAGGCAUAAGCGGGGGGCGAGCAUGGGUUGA
Dioszegia hungarica is the source of this 2259-nucleotide messenger RNA. RefSeq names its product putative regulation of carbohydrate metabolism-related protein. The transcript is spliced from 4 exons. Gene Ontology annotation, biological process: protein catabolic process in the vacuole; cellular response to glucose starvation. The record is from RefSeq and is a predicted model, not a curated record. Bases 1 to 2259 code for a protein of 752 amino acids. Lineage: Eukaryota; Fungi; Basidiomycota; Tremellomycetes; Tremellales; Bulleribasidiaceae.